This is a messenger RNA of Camelina sativa (false flax), 2149 nucleotides long. Lineage: Eukaryota; Viridiplantae; Streptophyta; Magnoliopsida; Brassicales; Brassicaceae. The record is from RefSeq and is a predicted model, not a curated record.
AACACUCACUUUACUCUUUUUUCCCUCUUCACACACUUCUCUCCCAAACUAAAGACAAAACUCUCUCUCUCUCUCUCUCUCUCUCUCUCUCUUCUCUCUUUUCACACUCUGUUCUCCGGCGAAAGAAAGAUGAUAACGGCGACGGACUUUUACCAUGUCAUGACGGCUAUGGUUCCGUUAUACGUAGCUAUGAUCCUCGCUUACGGCUCAGUCAAAUGGUGGAAAAUAUUCACACCAGACCAGUGCUCCGGCAUAAACCGUUUCGUAGCUCUCUUCGCCGUUCCUCUCCUCUCUUUCCACUUCAUCGCCGCUAACAACCCUUACGCCAUGAACCUCCGUUUCCUCGCCGCUGACUCACUUCAAAAGGUCAUCGUCCUCUCUCUCCUCUUCCUCUGGUGCAAACUCAGCCGCAACGGCUCGUUAGACUGGACCAUAACACUCUUCUCACUCUCCACUCUCCCAAACACUCUAGUCAUGGGGAUACCACUACUCAAAGGCAUGUACGGUGACUUCACUGAAGCUGAGAUUAAAGAAGAUGGGAAGCUUCAUGUUACUGUUCGUCGUUCUAACGCUUCGAGGUCUGAUAUAUACUCGAGAAGGUCUCAAGGCUUGUCUGCGACUCCUCGGCCUUCGAAUCUAACCAACGCUGAGAUUUAUUCUCUUCAGAGUUCAAGAAACCCGACUCCACGUGGGUCUAGCUUUAACCAUACUGAUUUUUACUCGAUGAUGGCUUCUGGUGGUGGUGGUGGUGGUGCUCGGAACUCUAACUUUGGUCCUGGAGAAGCUGUGUUUGGUUCCAAAGGACCUACUCCGAGACCUUCGAACUAUGAAGAAGACGGUGGUGCUGCUAAACCCACGGCUGCUGGAACUGCUGCCGGAGCUGGGAGGUUUCAUUAUCAAUCUGGAGGGAGUGGUGGUGGUGGUGGCGGCGGAGGGGCGCAUUAUCCGGCGCCGAAUCCAGGGAUGUUCUCGCCUCAGACUGGUGGUGGUGGAGUUACGGCGGCGAAAGGUAACGCUCCGGUUAGUGGUGGAAAGAGGCAAGAUGGGAAUGGAAGAGAUCUUCAUAUGUUUGUGUGGAGUUCGAGUGCAUCGCCGGUGUCGGAUGUAUUCGGCGGUGGAGGAAACCACCAUGGUGAUUACGCCGCUGCUACGAACGAUCAUCAAAAGGACGUUAAGAUCUCUGUACCUCAGGGGAAUACUAACGACAACCAGUUUGUGGAGAGGGAAGAGUUCAGUUUCGGUAACAAAGAUGAUGAUAGCAAAGUUUUGGCAACGGACGGAGGAAACAACAACAUAAGCAACAAAACGCCGCAGCCUAAAGUGAUGCCACCAACAAGUGUGAUGACAAGACUCAUUCUCAUUAUGGUUUGGAGGAAACUAAUCCGUAAUCCCAACUCUUACUCUAGUUUAUUCGGCAUCGCCUGGUCCCUCGUCUCCUUCAAGUGGAACAUUGAAAUGCCAGCUCUUAUAGCAAAGUCUAUCUCCAUACUCUCAGAUGCAGGUCUAGGCAUGGCUAUGUUCAGUCUUGGGUUGUUCAUGGCGUUAAACCCAAGAAUAAUAGCUUGUGGAAACAGAAGGGCAGGUUUUGCGGCGGCUAUGAGAUUUCUCGUCGGACCUGCCGUCAUGCUCGUUGCUUCUUAUGCCGUUGGCCUCCGUGGCGUCCUACUCCGUGUCGCCAUCAUCCAGGCAGCAUUGCCACAAGGAAUAGUACCGUUUGUGUUCGCCAAGGAGUAUAAUGUGCAUCCUGACAUUCUUAGCACUGCUGUCAUCUUUGGCAUGCUGAUUGCGUUGCCCAUAACUCUUCUCUACUACAUUCUCUUGGGGCUAUGAUGAGAUAUUACCUUAAACACAGGGACCUUUUUUAAAUCUUUUGGGUGAUUAUGAAAUGUGAAAAGAACAAAAGAUGCCCUUUUUGUUGGAUACCCACAAAUUUAAUCAAAAGAGGAGUUUCUAGUGAAACUUCGAAGAUAAUUUGGAGAAAGAAGCUCUUGAAGAAAGGAAGAAGAAGAGGUGCUUGGCAAGUUUUACCUUUUUUCUUAGUUUUAAUGAACAUUCGUGUUUCUUUUGGUAGGUUGUAGGAAUUUGUAAAAGCGUUGCUACUUUUAGUGAAUUAAAACGUUAAGGAAAAAAAACCCAAAAGUUCAAUUAA